AUGCCUACGACUGGGAGCUUCCCGCUGGCCAAUCUUGGAGCUCGAAUUACUCCAUCCUCGCGUCCGUUGCGUCGUUGCUCUCGAUCCGUUUGGCCCAAACCCAGAGGUUCCCGUCCUUUCCCGUCGUGGGGAACCCGGGAUGUUGCGUUGAAAGGGAGAAUUGAACAAGGGGAGGAUGAAGAUCAACCAGAUUCGCUAACCUUGAUGGCAGUUGCUGUCGUCCGUGGUGACUCCAAGGUCACUGGCCAUGUCAUCUUCGAGCAGGAGUCCGAGUCCGCUCCCACCAAGAUCACCUGGGACAUCUCUGGCAACGACGCCAACGCCAAGCGUGGCAUGCACAUCCACACUUUCGGUGACAACACCAACGGCUGCACCUCCGCCGGCCCUCACUUCAACCCCCACAACAAGCCUCACGGCGCUCCCUCCGACUCGGACCGCCACGUUGGUGACCUCGGCAACAUCGAGACCGAUGCCAACGGCAACUCCAAGGGCUCCGUCAACGACUCUCACGUCAAGCUGAUUGGCCCCGAGUCCGUCAUCGGCCGUACCGUCGUUGUCCACGCCGGCACCGACGACCUCGGCAAGGGCGACAACGAGGAGUCCCUCAAGACUGGCAACGCUGGUCCCCGUCCCGCUUGCGGUGUCAUUGGUAUCUCCAACUAA
Molecule: messenger RNA, 663 nt
Organism: Colletotrichum truncatum
Lineage: Eukaryota; Fungi; Ascomycota; Sordariomycetes; Glomerellales; Glomerellaceae
Product: superoxide dismutase
Biological process (GO): superoxide metabolic process
Molecular function (GO): copper ion binding
Source: RefSeq, a predicted model, not a curated record